ACGAAAUUUCAAAUAGAAAUUCAAACAGUUGAUAGGUCAUAUGUUUCACUAAACAUUUUGUGAUGGUCCACGUAUGAAACUAAUAAAAAAAGGGCAUAUUAGGUAUUUUGGGCGGACUAUUUUUUGUGAUCGUCCACGUAGAAAAGUCUCCCAUUGGAUUCCCCCAAAUCGGUUCCCGCAAUCCCUAACCCGUUUCUCCAUAUUUUCCGGCCACCCAACUUCGCCAUUGCCUACAGAUUUUGAAGCAUAAGAAAAGAAGCAUCCAGCAUUGACCUUUCCAACAAAUUGUCCUCAUAGUGUUACUUGGGUCCGACCUAUAGUAGAGGCGUCGGAAGCAUCUGCGCCAGGCAGACUACCUAUAGGGAUAUCUGAUACUUUUAAAGUCCAGGAACGAAUGCUUAUUAAGGAAUCAGUUAGCUGAUCUGUGAUUACAGGGUUCCAUCAUCUGGCUAUUAUCUGCUCGGGAAUGAAUUAAGUCACUUCACUCCAAAGUACUGGUGCAAUGGAAUUGAAUGCUAAUGAGACCACAGCAAGGCCAGUAAACUCUAGAAAGACGGAUAUCGGGGGUAAACCAUUCAUACUCAUCAUAUGUGGCAGCCUUGUCUACUACCACUGUGCCUAUCGGAAUUCCAGUCUCAUCUCUCUUGUCUCGGAUGUCUUUAUUGUACUCCUUUGUUCCCUCGCCAUUCUAGGCCUCCUCUUUCGCCAAAUGAACAUCUCGGUACCUGUGGAUCCGCUUGAGUGGCAGAUAUCUCAGGACGCUGCGAACAGGUUUUUUGCCUGCCUCGCCAAUACUAUUGGUGCUGCUGAGUCUGUUCUUCGGGUUGCUGCUACUGGUCAUGAUAAGCGCUUGUUCUUUAAGGUUGUGGUUGCUCUGUAUGUGCUAUCAGCUCUUGGAAGGAUAGCCUCGGGUGUUACCAUUGCCUAUGCUGGACUCUGCUUUCUUUGCCUUUAUAUGCUUUCUGAGAACUUGCAAUUGAUUAGCUCUAGAUAUACAAUGAGACGGGACUGCACGAACACAGUUCAGGACGACUAAAUUGAGUUGAUCUGUUUCAAAAUUGAAAGGGACGAAGGAAGGAGUUGAUGCAUUGUUUGCAACUCUUGCUUCCAGUUUUACCAGGUUCAUCGUGUGUUUUUGUCAUAUUAAUGUGAAUUCUCUUUGUACUCAUGUCUGCAGCCUAGUGAUUUCCUUACAUAUCCCUGUAAUAUAUUCCCAGUCCCAUGAUGAUAUAAGUUGUUAGCUCACUGUAUAAAAUGUAAACACUUGUGUUGUCAAUUGAAAGCUAAGUAUUUUCUUUUUAAACUAAA
This is a messenger RNA of Capsicum annuum, 1308 nucleotides long. Its product is annotated as reticulon-like protein B22. The record is from RefSeq and is a predicted model, not a curated record. The coding region runs from base 503 to 1036 and encodes 177 amino acids. NCBI's taxonomy places the organism in Eukaryota, Viridiplantae, Streptophyta, Magnoliopsida, Solanales, Solanaceae. The transcript has 2 exons.